This is a messenger RNA of Astyanax mexicanus (Mexican tetra), 3299 nucleotides long. RefSeq names its product zinc finger protein 239-like. The record is from RefSeq and is a predicted model, not a curated record. The coding region runs from base 253 to 1320 and encodes 355 amino acids. The transcript is spliced from 2 exons. NCBI's taxonomy places the organism in Eukaryota, Metazoa, Chordata, Actinopteri, Characiformes, Acestrorhamphidae.
UAAUUAUUAAUGAGAUUUUUAUUUUAUUUAUUCAGCUCGGUGUCACUCCAGUAAAAAGUACAUAUUGUCAUCCAGAAAUUAAAAUAUUCCAGGGUUUUCUCCUGAAAUUCAUCACCACCAACAACCAGGAUAUUUAAAUAAGAGCAAUGUUAAACUGCUGAAAGAGGUGAAGCACAAGACAUCCUGAAGAAUCUCCAGAACACGCAGAAAUUGCUUGAUACUUUUAACAGACAAACAAAGCAAAGUCCCGACAUGGAGAAACAUCACCAGCGCAUUCACACAGAGAAACCGUAUCACUGCUCAGACUGUGGGAAGAGUUUUAAUCAAGAGGGUCAUCUCAAAAAACACCAGCGCAUUCACACUGGAGUAAAACCGUAUCACUGCUCAGACUGUGGGAAGAGUUUUACUAAACAGAGUAAUCUCAAACUGCACCAGCGCAUUCACACAGGAGAGAAACCAUAUCACUGCUCAGACUGUGGGAAGAGUUUUACUGCACUAAAUUCUCUCAAAAUACACCAGCGCAUUCACACAGGAGAGAAACCGUAUCACUGCUCAGACUGUGGGAAGAGUUUUACUAAACAGAGUAAUCUCAAAAUUCACCAGCGCAUUCACACAGGAGAGAAACCGUAUCACUGCUCAGACUGUGGGAAGAGUUUUACUAUACAGAGUAAUCUCAAAAUUCACCAGCGCAUUCACACAGGAGAGAAACCGUAUCACUGCUCAGACUGUGGGAAGAGUUUUACUAAACAUAGUACUUUCAAAAUUCACCAGCGCAUUCACACUGGAGAGAAACCGUAUCACUGCUCAGACUGUGGGAAGAGUUUUACUAAACAUAGUACUUUCAAAAUUCACCAGCGCAUUCACACAGGAGAGAAACCGUAUCACUGCUCAGACUGUGGGAAGAGUUUUAAUCGACACAGUCAUCUCAGACUGCACCAGCGCAUUCACACAGGAGAGAAACCGUAUCACUGCUCAGACUGUGGGAAGAGGUUUAAUCAACAGGGUGAUCUCAAAAAACACCAGCGCAUUCACACAGGAGAGAAACCGUAUCACUGCUCAGACUGUGGGAAGAGGUUUAAUCAACAGGGUCAUUUCAAAAUUCACCAGCGCAUUCACACAGGAGAGAAACCGUAUCACUGCUCAGACUGUGGGAAGAGUUUUAUUAAACAGAGUGAUCUCAAGAAACACCAGCGCAUUCACACAGGAGUGAAACCAUAUCACUGCUCAGACUGUGGGAAGAGUUUUAACCAACUGAAUCAUCUUAAAAAUCACCAGUGCAUUCACACAGAAAUGUAUCCCAGAUGUAUUCCACUGCAAUAAAAAGUGCAAAUUCUAAAUCUUUGACAGCCAAAACACCUUAUUUCACGCAAAACCUUCACUCUGUCACUUGAGACACAUUCCAACAGAAACAAACAAGAACUGAAUUUAACAAUGUCAUUUACAUGUUCAGCAAAAUUAAUCAUAUUUGGGCAUGUUGUUUAAUGUAUUCCAUGAUAUGUUUUCCCCAGACAUGUAUAUGUAUAAAGACAUAUAUAAAGAACUAGAGACCCAUAUUUAAGUACUCUAUCAAAAAAAAAAAUAUUUGUGUAGUAGUUGAAGUGUUCUUUAAGCAUCAUACUUAAGUACUAAAGUAUUCAACAUUCUGUGUUCUAAUUCAAGGAUUCAAGGAGAUUUUAUUGUCAUUCGCAUCACGUGGUACAUGAGGUGGAACAAAAUUGUGAUCUUACGAUCCAGUUUACACCCAAGAGCUGUUGUUAAAAUAGAUAAUAUAGAUAAAAUAAGAUAACAAAAAAAAACACAAUUAAAAGAGAAUAGAACAAAAUAGAUAAAGAUAAAUACUCAAAAAAGUAAGCGGGAGGUAGGAAGCAGCAUGAUGAGAGUAGGCAGGAAGCAGCAACAUGAAGUCCAGAGUGCAAGUUUGCUAUAGCAGCAUGAUAAUGUAAAUUAGAGCAGUAAAAGAUAAAGUGUCUCAGUGCGGUUUAAAGUGACAGUGUUUGUAAACAGUAAUUUGUCCUUGUGUGUCAGUGCAGUGUGUUGUUAGGUGGAGUUUAAGAGUCUUACAGCUUCCGGAAUGAAGCUGUUUCUGAGUCUGGUUGUUUUGCGCUUGAUGCUCUGCAGCCUCCUGCCUGAGGGUAGCGGGACAGGAAGUGUUUGUGCUGGGUGGGUGGGAUCCUUCCUGAUGCAGGUGGCCCUUUUCCUGCAUCUGGAGGUGUAGCUGUCUGUGGUGCUGGGGAAGCUGACUCCAACAAUCUUCUGUGCAGCCUUCACCCCCCUCUGCAGAGCUUUCCUAUCUGCAGCAGAGCAGCUUCCAUGCCACACGAUGCUGGAGCUUGAUGCUGGAGCACACAACGCUCUCCACCACACAUCUGUAAAAGCAGGUGUGGACUGCGCUCCCGAGUCCAGCUCGUCUCAGCCUCCUGAGGAAGUAGAGCCGCUGAUGUGCCUUCCUGACCAGAGUGGAAGUGUUGUUGCUCCAGGUGAGGUUGCUGCUCAGGUGCACAGCCAAGUACCUGUAGCUGUCGACCACUUCCACCGCAGAUCCUCCUGCAAGGAGAGGUGGGCAUGCUGACCCCUUCUGAAGUCGACAAUUAUCUCCUUUGUCUUCUUUACGUUGAUGCAGAGGUUGUUAUCGGUAGUCAUUCAGACCUGUCACUGCAGAGCUCUUGGGGACCGGGAUGAUGGUGGCAGUCUUCAGGCAAGUGGGUGGAGGCGUUGAAGGUGUCCGCCCGGACGUCCGAGAGCUGGUCUGCGCCGUCUCGUAGUACCCGUGCAACAUUGGAUUUGUAGUCUGUGAUGCACUUGAUGCCCCUCCAUGCUCUGUGGAUACUGGGAGGAAAAGUGUCCCUGGAUUUUCUGAGCAUAUGCAGCUUUUGCCCUCUUAACUCCAACAGUCAGCUCUCUUCUAGCCCUCCUGUGUUCAUCGGGGUCACCAGACCUGAAGGCAGCAUCCCUGGCUUUCAGCAGAGAAUGCACCUCUGCGUUCAGCCAGGGCUUGUUGGGGUAGCAAGUCACAGUCUUGGUGGCGGUGACAUCCUCCACACACUUGCUGAUGUACCCGAGAACAGUAGAUGUGUAUUCCUCCAGAUCCAGCUCCCCCUCCGUCUCAGCAGCCUCCCUGAAGACCUGCCAGUCUGUGCAGCCGAAGCAGUACUGCAGCACAGCGUCGCCGUCACUGGGCCACACAGUGAUGGUCUUCUGUGUGGGUUUGGAGCAUCACAGCGGGGGGUGGGGACCAGCAUGAUGGAGAUGUGUUCGGAAAGCCCGAGGUGAGGGCGGGGGAAGGCUCUGUACACGUCCCU